Fusarium venenatum is the source of this 768-nucleotide messenger RNA. RefSeq names its product translation initiation factor eIF 4e-like domain-containing protein. The record is from RefSeq and is a predicted model, not a curated record. Lineage: Eukaryota; Fungi; Ascomycota; Sordariomycetes; Hypocreales; Nectriaceae. Gene Ontology annotation, molecular function: translation initiation factor activity; RNA 7-methylguanosine cap binding. Gene Ontology annotation, biological process: translational initiation. Gene Ontology annotation, cellular component: eukaryotic translation initiation factor 4F complex; cytoplasm.
AUGGCUGCCGUCGCAACAGAAGCCCCCAAGAUGGAUGAGCAGGUCGACCUCACCACCAUCCCCGUCGACCCCGCUGGCAAUGAAGAGUCUUCCGACGUCAAGGACGACAAGCCCGUCACUGUUUUCCACGACAAGGACAACUUCAACGUCAAGCACCCCCUCCAAAACAAGUGGACUCUCUGGUUCACUAAGCCCCCGAGCGGCAAGGGCGAUAACUGGAACGAUCUCCUCAAGGAAGUUAUCACCUUUGACUCUGUUGAAGAGUUUUGGGGCGUCUAUAACAACGUUGCCCCCGUCUCCGAACUCUCUCUCAAGUCCGACUACCACCUUUUCAAGGAAGGUGUUCGCCCCGAGUGGGAGGACCCCCAGAACAAGCAUGGUGGCAAGUGGUCUUACCAGUACAAGGACAAGCGCAACAUCGACAUCGACCGUCUCUGGCUCCAAGUUAUGAUGGGCGCUAUUGGCGAGACUCUUGAGAACGAGGAUGACGGCGAAGUCAUGGGUGUUGUCGUCAACGUCCGCAAGGCCUUCUUCCGUAUCGGUGUCUGGACUCGCACCAUAGGAAAGGCGAUUCCCGGCCGAGGUGAUGGUGAUGUUGCUGGUGGCAAGGGCCGUAGCGGAGAGAAGGGUAAGGAUAUUCUCCUGUCUAUUGGACGUCGCUUCAAGGAGGUUCUUGAGCUGCCCGCUUCCGAGCAGGUUGAGUUCUCUGGUCACACCGACAGUGCUCACUCUGGAAGCACAAGAGCCAAGGCCAAGCACGUUGUUUAA